This is a messenger RNA of Salvelinus sp. IW2-2015, 2979 nucleotides long. Its product is annotated as frizzled-4. Gene Ontology annotation, molecular function: Wnt-protein binding; Wnt receptor activity. NCBI's taxonomy places the organism in Eukaryota, Metazoa, Chordata, Actinopteri, Salmoniformes, Salmonidae. Gene Ontology annotation, biological process: non-canonical Wnt signaling pathway; retina vasculature morphogenesis in camera-type eye; canonical Wnt signaling pathway. The record is from RefSeq and is a predicted model, not a curated record. Gene Ontology annotation, cellular component: plasma membrane.
UUUACAGAGUGGGGCGGAGGCGCGCGGGCAGAACCCACAGAGACAGACCAGCAGCCUCUUACCACAGCGCAAGACCUAACGGAGCUACUAUACCGGGGAACUAGAACGGACAGGGCUCCAGGAUGUCUCCGAGGUCUCGUGCGUGAAAAACCACAGAAGGAACUAUCGAAACAGAUACUGCAAAGCGAGGCAGGAGUUUGAUUGCAAGGAAAAUCUGGAUAUAACAGUUCAUUUUAUUAUUGCUUUUGGAUAAGUUGUUUCCAACUUCGCUUAACGGGUUGGAGUAGGUUACCAACUGUGCUUCCAGUGGAGGAUUUCAUAUUGGCGACCGCGCACUCUGAAGUGGACUAAAGUUUCCCCAGUACCCGGUGGACUACCCUACCAGGCAACGCCCGGAACCCGAUCAAUUGAUAACUUUGGAACUUUUCCUCCUUGUGACAAUGAGUCGGGCUGUGGACGCUCUUGCGGCGGUAGCGCUCUCUCUCGCGCUGCUGUGCGUUCCAGGACACCUUGGUCUGGUGCGUGCGUUCGGCGAAGAGACAGAGGAGAUGACGUGCGACCCGAUACGCAUCGCCAUGUGCCAGGACCUGGGCUACAACGUCACCAAGAUGCCCAACCUGGUGGGCAACGUCCUGCAGUCAGACGCGGAGCUCCAACUCACCACCUUCACACCACUCAUACAGUAUGGCUGCUCCAGCCAGUUGAAGUUCUUCCUGUGUGCGGUGUACGUGCCCAUGUGUACAGACAAGGUUCCCAUCCCCAUCGGGCCGUGUGGCAGCAUGUGUCUGUCUGUCAAGAGGAAGUGUCUGCCAGUCCUAAUAGAGUUUGGCUUCGUCUGGCCAGAGCUGCUCAACUGCAGCCUGUUCCCCCCUCAGAACGACCACAACCACAUGUGUAUGGAGGGUCCGGGGGAYGAGGASGCCCCYUWCCACCCSGUCCGACCCCUGCCCCCMCAGGAGGAGGAGUGCCAGGCCCUGGGGGCCGGGCCAGACCAGUAUGCCUGGGUGAGGCGGAGCCACAGCUGUGCACUGCAGUGUGGGUAUGACGCGGGGCUGUACCGGCGCGGGGCCAAGGUGUUUACAGACGUGUGGAUGGCAGUAUGGGCAGUGUUGUGUUUCCUCUCUACCACCCUGACCGUCCUCACCUUCCUCCUGGACUCAACACGCUUCUCCUACCCCGAGAGACCCAUCAUCUUCCUCUCCAUGUGCUCCAACCUCUACAGCGUGGCCUACCUGGUGCGCCUGACUCUGGGUCGGGAGCGUGUGUCCUGUGACCUGGAGGAGGCAGCGGUACCUGUUCUGGUACAGGAGGGGUUAAAGAGUACCAGCUGUGCCAUCGUCUUCCUCCUGCUCUACUUCUUUGGCAUGGCCUCCUCGUUGUGGUGGGUGAUUCUGACUCUGACCUGGUUCCUGGCUGCAGGGUUAAAGUGGGGUCACGAGGCCAUCGAAAUGCACAGCUCCUACUUCCACAUAGCAGCCUGGGCCAUCCCCGCCGUCAAGACCAUCGUCAUCCUCAUCAUGCGACUAGUAGAUGCUGAUGACCUCACGGGGCUUUGCUACGUGGGUAACCUACAGCAAGAGGCCCUAACGGGCUUCGUGGUCGCCCCGCUCGCCACCUACCUCCUCAUCGGGACACUGUUCAUCUGCGCCGGCCUGGUGGCCCUGUUUAAGAUCCGCUCCAACCUGCAGAAGGACGGGGCCAAGACGGACAAGCUGGAGCGUCUGAUGGUGAAGAUCGGGGUGUUCUCUGUGCUGUACAUGGUACCUGCGUCCACCGUGAUAGGCUGCUACCUCUACCAGCUGUCCCACUGGGGGGACUUCAGGGCCAGUGCCAUGGACUCAUACGUGGCAGCAGAGAUGCUGAGGAUCUUUAUGUCUCUGCUGGUGGGCAUCACGUCGGGCAUGUGGAUCUGGUCGGCCAAAACCCUCCACACCUGGAAACGCUGCUCUGCCCGGCUGUGGAGGGACGGCCGGGCAGGGAGGGGCAAGCGGGCACCGGGGGACAGCUGGAUAAAACCUGGCAAGGGCAAUGAGACGGUGGUGUGAGGAGAGAGGGAGAGAAAGAGGGAGAGGGGAAGAUAUGAACCGGGUGGCUUUAUAAAGCAAACCUGCCCCCAAACCCACUACUAGAUCCACUAUCUGCUGGAGAGAACGAACGAGAAGAACAAACAGAUAAAUAGCAGACAGCGGUUUCCUUUGCCCACUUUGUCUGUGGUUCUCUCCCUACUAGCAGACUAACCCACUGCCAGAGAAGAGACUGACCCUGUAGCCUACAGCAGACUCUGAUCUAUAGAACCUUCUGACUUCAGAGAGUUGUUUUAAAGGUUGAAUCUACACUGGAGAGUCAUGGUCCAGAUGAUGUACAGAACUAAACUACAGCCACACUGAAAUGCACUAUGACUAGCUGAUGUAUCUUGGUUAACAUGCCUUAUGAGGAACGGGAGGCUGGGCUGCCCAGCCAGCCACACUCUGGACGCUAUAAAGCUAUGCUACUGCAAAGGCACCUGGGAUUUGUAGUGACUAGACUCUAUGGUGUUGCAGCUAAGGCACUUGGGAAACGUAGGCCUGUGUCCUUUACCUCAGUCCUCAGCGAGUAGCACAGCUGACCUCCACACAGUCUUAACGAGGAAACAGACACUCAACUAUGAACUCUGAACUUUAACCCUUGACCUUCUCCAGUCACUCAUGGAACCCUUAGGGAUGGCGAUCAGUAAUGAACCGGCGUCAGGUUCUUCCUGUAUUUUAGAAGUAAAUGAAGGGUUAUUAUGACUGAUGUUAGACAAUCAACCCCCAAAAAACACACACACACACACACACACACGGAGUCAAACUCAUACAGUCUGUACAUUUGCACCCUUGUGCAAUCCACUGCCAUCAAAUCUGCUGCAUCAGCUGAGUUAUUAUUGCAUUAAGCUGCAACCAUCAAUAGACCGUCAACACAACACACACAGCAGAGAGACAGUCAAACACAGAGACAGCA